UCUUCUUUUCUAGGCUUGAAAGGCUUGAAAAAAAGUUAACCUAAAUACAGCUCGUAUCAUAAGUGAAAGUCUUCAUUUAUCAACAAAAUGUGUUUAAAAGAAAACUAACCAUUUCGUAUGGCUUUGACGGUGGAACAGUGCAAUUUACUGCUUGAUGUUCUAGAGCCAGGAAAUAUUAAGUCCCAAAGUCUGGAAGCCCUGACUAAAGAUGUGAUUAGGAAGUUUGAUAAAUCUGACCACUUUCGGGUCGGAAGUUGCCUUGUAAUGCUCCUUCAAGCCGAUCUCUUACCCGAUAGGGAUCAGCGAGUCGCUGCCCUCACUAUUCUUCAGCAGCUUUACAGAGGAGAGACUCUAAUAAACAACCCUUUUGCGAGUAUUUUCUUACACGUGUUGUACUCUCCAGAGCAGCACAACACUAUCGGUGUACCCAAGCUGGAAUAUCCAGGCCAGUUGCCUAAACUCAGCGACGCAGAGAAGCAUUUCGUUACUCUAUUGGUAUCAGAUACACCUAAAGAUGCGCAAUUCCUGAGGAAAACUGCCUUACAAGUGAUUAGCCAGGAGGUGCCGACGGCUAGUACUGUAGAUCUAAGUGCUAUUCGGGCGGCCUUCACUGAGAAACAAUCUGAACUGCCUCAAACCAGCAAGUCUGGAAUUCCAGUCAUUUUGUCUUUGCCGGAUAAAGCCUCCGAUAGAGAUCAGCCAGUGACCUCUUUAAGAGAGAUAAUCCAGAAACUCGCCACGGGAGAAAAUGCGCCAAUUAACCGAGUGUACAAGCCGGAAUUCGUAACUCUUGCGCCCCCUCUAUUGAACUGCCAAGAUGAGCCAGUGUGGCUGAAUCCGACUAAUCCUAAAGAACAUUUAGUAUGUUACGAUGCAACGAUGUGCAUUCCGGACGUCGCUGGGUAUGAGGCGCGGCAGCUAAUGAAUAAGGCCUACAAGUCGGCUCUGUCGAUCCCCCAGCAGCAACAGCUACUUGGGGAACUGGAAAAGGACCCCAAGUUGGUUUAUCAUGUGGGAUUGACACCAUCCAAGCUCCCCGAGUUAGUUGAGAACAAUCCUCUCAUCGCUAUAGAGGUGCUUUUAAAGCUGAUGCAGUCCAAGCAGAUAACCGAAUAUUUUAGCGUGCUGGUCAACAUGGAAAUGUCGUUGCAUUCCAUGGAAGUGGUCAACAGGUUGACCACCACUGUGGACCUACCCACUGAAUUUGUGCACCUCUAUAUAUCCAACUGCAUUUCCACGUGUGAAACAAUCAAGGAUAGGUACAUGCAAAACCGUCUAGUGCGGCUGGUGUGCGUAUUCCUGCAAUCUUUGAUCCGGAAUAAAAUCAUCAAUGUGCAAGAGCUGUUUAUUGAAGUCCAAGCAUUUUGCAUCGAAUUUAGUCGGAUUAGAGAAGCUGCCGCCUUAUUUCGCUUGCUGAAACAGUUGGAAUCGGGCGAGCUGGGAUUGGUGUCGUCUCCUACUUUAGGCAGUAAAACUAAAUUGGAUGCCUAAUGUCCGAUUGUACUAUUGAAUAGUUAUUUUAUAGUGAAGUUUUCUUAAUCAUUGUACGUAGCUAAAUCAAAUUGUGACACUUAUUAAUUUGAAAAUUUUAUUGGCUAAUAUAUUUUCUUAUGAUAAA
Messenger RNA from Dendroctonus ponderosae (mountain pine beetle), 1618 nucleotides. RefSeq names its product CCR4-NOT transcription complex subunit 11 (gene Not11). Bases 118 to 1491 code for a protein of 457 amino acids. The record is from RefSeq and is a predicted model, not a curated record. Gene Ontology annotation, cellular component: CCR4-NOT complex. The transcript is spliced from 10 exons. Lineage: Eukaryota; Metazoa; Arthropoda; Insecta; Coleoptera; Curculionidae. Gene Ontology annotation, biological process: negative regulation of translation; mRNA catabolic process.